Theileria orientalis strain Shintoku is the source of this 654-nucleotide messenger RNA. RefSeq lists its product as uncharacterized. Gene Ontology annotation, cellular component: endoplasmic reticulum-Golgi intermediate compartment; Golgi apparatus; COPII-coated ER to Golgi transport vesicle. NCBI's taxonomy places the organism in Eukaryota, Apicomplexa, Aconoidasida, Piroplasmida, Theileriidae. The transcript is spliced from 4 exons. The record is from RefSeq and is a predicted model, not a curated record. The coding region runs from base 1 to 654 and encodes 217 amino acids. Gene Ontology annotation, biological process: endoplasmic reticulum to Golgi vesicle-mediated transport; intracellular protein transport; Golgi organization.
AUGUAUAAUUUCCCGUAUAUAUUAGUAUUCUUAUUACUUCACAAAGGUGUUCACUCCCUUUUUUUCCUAGUUCAACAGGGCGGUGAGCGUUGUUUCUUCGAACAUGUUCCCGAAAAGGCCCUUUUGUCGGUUUCAUACGAACUGAUAUCAGACGAAGGCAAAGACUGUGUUUUAUCCAUCUCCGACAACCAGAGGCAGGUGUUAAAGAACCUUAGACUGGACGAGAAUUUGGCCCACAAGAGAUUGUCCUUCGUUUCCCAUAGAACCGACGAUUACAACAUCUGUGUGCACUGUCCAGGCAGGGCCUGGUACAUGAACCAGUCCUGCAAGAUUUCGCUGAACUUUGAGAUUGCGGAUCUGGGCGCCGACUCAGGGGACGUGUUGCAGUACGACGUCAAUUACGAGACCACCGCCAAGAAGAAGCAGGUUGAGGACCUCACCAGUCACCUGAACCACUUCAUUGCUUCCGCAAACGUUAUUCAGGAGUACCAAAUUUCCGAGAAUCGCAACUCCACCAAGCUCUACGAGGUCUACAAGUCCAUGAACAACUGGAUCCUGGUGUUUUACAUGAUCGAGGUGCUCAUCGUGAUUUUGACCUCGCUCUUUUCAAUAUACCAUAUAACUCGCUUCUUUAAAACUCAAUGUAUUAUUUAA